Molecule: messenger RNA, 1573 nt
Organism: Helicoverpa zea (corn earworm)
Lineage: Eukaryota; Metazoa; Arthropoda; Insecta; Lepidoptera; Noctuidae
Product: proton-coupled amino acid transporter-like protein pathetic
Exons: 9
Coding region: 338-1507 (389 amino acids)
Biological process (GO): amino acid transmembrane transport
Cellular component (GO): vacuolar membrane
Molecular function (GO): amino acid transmembrane transporter activity
Source: RefSeq, a predicted model, not a curated record
GUGAUAAAGUUCAUAUUUGUGUGUUAUGAAUUUGAACAUGGAAAAUGGAAGGUAAAUAGUGAUUAAUACAAAUCAUUCGUGCGAGGAUUGCAGUGGAAAUUAUUGAAUUGUUUUGUUAUAUGUAUUAAUUGAAUCUGUGUGAUACAAUGUAAGGAGCAGCAUAGAAAAUGUACCGUCAACAACACAGUCAACGAUCACUCUUGACAGAAAGGAUGAUGACAAAGAUGAGAAGAAUGACUACAAUCCCUUCGAACAUCGAGAUGUUGUUCAUCCUACUUCGACUUUAGGCGCAUUCUUCCACCUACUCAAAUCAUCAUUAGGGUCAGGAUUGCUUGCGAUGCCAGCUGCCUUCAGAAACACCGGGCUAAUCCCUGGUUGCAUUGGCACGAUUCUCGUCGGAGUUAUUGCUACACAUUGCGUGCAUAUUUUGGUUUCCACAUCCCGAGCUGUCAGCAAGAAUUGUCGAGCACCAUCAUUAAGCUACACGGAUACUUGCGAAGAAGUGUUCAAGCAAGGACCGAAAAAGUUACAACAAUACUCUAAACAUAUCAGACACUUCGUAGACGCAGCGAUGGCGGGAGUAUGUCUUGGAGGAACGAGUGUUUAUGUGAUAUUUAUCGCUUCGUCUCUGAAAGAUAUAUGCGACCACUUCGUGCCAUCCAAGAAGUUCGAAGUUGAAGUCUACUGCGGGAUCCUACUCCUCCCACUUAUCUUGAUCACUCAAAUCCGUCACCUAAAGUUCUUAGUACCUUUCUCGGUGCUAGCCAACGUGUGUUUAGUGGUCACAUUUGGUAUUACUUGCUUCUAUACGUUCACUGAUUUAAAACCGCUGGAGAAUAUUGAGAUGGUGGCCAGUGUUGAAAAGUGGCCGCUGUUUUUGAGUACAGCAAUAUUUGCAAUGGAAGGAAUAAACGUUGUGAUGCCAGUGGAGAACGAGAUGGCCAAACCCCAACACUUUCUCGGCUGUCCCAGUGUUUUGAACGUCACUAUGGUAUUCGUCACCAUUUUGUAUGGUGUCGUCGGAAUAUUCGGCUACAUGAAGUAUGGGGAAGGCGUUUUAGGGAGUAUCACGUUGAAUCUGCCGGAGGGUGAAAACCUGGCUUUAACAGCAAAAAUCCUUGUGGCGGUCGCAGUAUUCUUCACAUAUUGCCUACAAAUGUAUGCACCAAUGGACAUUAUAUGGACGAGAAUCAAGUGCAGGAUCAGCAAAAACUAUUUCAAUAUUAGCCAAAUUACUCUUAGGACUCUUAGUGUAACUUUGACAGUUGUGUUAGCAGUGGCAGUACCAGACUUGGAACUCCUCAUCGGUCUAGUUGGAGCAAUCUUCUUCUCCACGCUGGGCCUCCUAAUCCCAGUCGUAGUUCAAACAGUCCACUUGUGGGAAAAGGGACUGGGCAAGUUUUCCUAUAUACUGUGGAAGAAUGCUCUGCUACUAAUAUUUUAUUUCAUAGUACUAGUGUCAGGGUGUUAUACGGCAGUUAGUGAAAUUAUAUUGAAGUUUAGAUAAGUUUAUUUAUUGUUUGUGUAAGGCCAUUAUUGUUUUUAUACGUAAUACAAUGUUAUUGACAAUAUA